Molecule: messenger RNA, 579 nt
Organism: Penicillium diatomitis
Lineage: Eukaryota; Fungi; Ascomycota; Eurotiomycetes; Eurotiales; Aspergillaceae
Product: DNA-directed RNA polymerase III subunit RPC25
Exons: 7
Coding region: 1-579 (192 amino acids)
Biological process (GO): transcription initiation at RNA polymerase III promoter; DNA-templated transcription
Cellular component (GO): RNA polymerase III complex
Source: RefSeq, a predicted model, not a curated record
AUGUUCAUUUUAACCACUAUCUCGGAUCUGAUCCAGAUUCGUCCUGAGGACUUUUCUAAGCUCAGUGCAAUUGCAAUUGAAGACAAUAUCAAUGAAAAAUACGCCAAUAAGGUGAUUCAAAAAAUUGGCUUAUGUAUCAGCUUCUACGAUCUGCUCGAGUCAUCAGAUGGCCUGAUUGGCCAUGGAACGGGCCUUGUCAAUGUCAACGUCAAAUUCCGCAUGAUCGUCUUCCGGCCGUUCAAGGGCGAGAUCUUGCUUGGUAAAAUCUCUAGUGGUACGGAGAACGGGAUCAAAAUCAGUGUUGAGUUUUUCAACGAUAUUCUUAUCCCUCCACCUAUGCUCAUGGAUGGAGCCAAAUUUGACUAUGCGGAUCAAGUCUGGACCUGGGACAACGACGGCACCCUAUUCUACCUGGACGUUGGCGAAAUCGUUCGCUUCCGCGUCGAGACGGAAGAGUGGCAUGACCAGAUCCCGAAUGCCCCAGAUCUGGGCGAAGAAUUGGCUACCGAGCGGAAGCCUGCGUAUUCGAUCUUUGGCUCGAUGCAGAUCCACGGUCUCGGACCAAUCACUUGGUGGUGA